Amphiprion ocellaris (clown anemonefish) is the source of this 4425-nucleotide messenger RNA. RefSeq names its product NACHT, LRR and PYD domains-containing protein 12-like. Gene Ontology annotation, molecular function: protein binding. The transcript is spliced from 5 exons. The coding region runs from base 25 to 2019 and encodes 664 amino acids. The record is from RefSeq and is a predicted model, not a curated record. Lineage: Eukaryota; Metazoa; Chordata; Actinopteri; Pomacentridae.
CAGAUCCCUCCUGACUGUGUGGACAUGUUGACGGAGAUCAGAGGGUUCACUGACCCACAGAAGGAGGAGUACUUCAGGAAGAGAUUCAGAGAUAAGAAGCAGGUCAGCAGCAUCAUCUCCCACAUGAAGAAGUCACGAAGCCUCCACAUCAUGUGCCACAUCCCAGUGUUCUGCUGGAUCACUGCUACAGUUCUGGAGGAGCUGCUGAGAACCAGAGAGGGAGGAGAUCUGCCCAGAACCCUGACUGAGAUGUUCAUCCACCACCUGGUGGUUCAGGCCAAAGUCAAGAAGAUCAAGUAUGAUGGAGGAGCUGAGACAGAUCCACACUGGAGUCCAGACAGCAGGAGGAUGAUUGAGUCUCUGGGAAAACUGGCUUUUAAUCAGCUGCAGAGAGGAAACCUGAUCUUCUAUGAGUCCGACCUGACAGAGUGUGGCAUCGAUGUGGAAGCAGCCUCAGUGUACUCAGGAGUGUUGACACAGAUCUUUAAAGAGGAGAGAGGACUGUACCAGGACAAGGUGUUCUGCUUCGUCCAUCUGAGUGUUCAGGAGUUUCUGGCUGCUCUUCAUGUCCAUCAGACCUUCAUCAACUCUGGAAUCAACCUGCUGGAAAAACAACAACAAACAACCUCCAACAAACCUGAUCCAGCAGGUUUCUACCAGAGAGCUGUGGACGAGGCCUUACAGAGUCCAAACGGACACCUGGACUUGUUCCUGCGCUUCCUCCUGGGUCUGUCACUGCCGACCAAUCAGAAUCUCCUACGAGGCCUGCUGACACAGACAGGAAGUAGCUCACAGAUCAAUCGGGAAACACUGGAGUACAUCAAGGAGAAGAUCAGUGAGAAUGUGUCUGUAGAGAGAAGCAUCAAUCUGUUCCACUGUCUGAAUGAACUGAAGGAUGUUUCUCUAGUGGAGGAGAUCCAACAGUCCCUGAGAUCAGGACGUCUGUCCACAGAUGAACUGUCUCCUGCUCAGUGGUCAGCUCUGAGCUUCAUCUUACUGUCAUCAGGAGAAGAUCUGGACGUGUUUGACCUGAAGAAAUACUCUGCUUCAGAGGAGGCUCUUCUGAGGCUGCUGCCAGUGGUCAAAGCCUCCAAGAAAGUUGUACUGAGUGGCUGUAAUCUGUCAGAGAGAAGCUGUGGAGCUCUGUCCUCAGUCCUCAGCUCCCAGUCCUCCAGUGUGACAGAGCUGGACCUGAGUAACAACAACCUGCAGGAUUCAGGAGUAGAGAGUCUUUCUGCUGGACUGGAGAGUCCACACUGUAAACUGGAAGCUCUCAGGUUGUCAGGCUGUCUGGUCACAGAGGAAGGUUGUGCUUUUCUGGCCUCAGCUCUGAGCUUCAAGACCUCAAAUCUGAGAGAGCUGGACCUGAGCUACAACCAUCCAGAAGACUCAGGAGAGAAGAUGCUGAGAGCUAAAGUGGAGGAUCCACACUGUAGACUGGAAACUCUCAGGGUGACGCCUGCUGGAGUCCGAUGGUUGACACCAGGUCUGAGGAAGUAUUCUUGUCAACUCACAGUCGACACAAACACAGUAAACAGAAAACUCAAACUGUCUGACAACAACAGGAAGGUGACACUUGUGGAGGAGGGUCAGUCGUAUCCUGAUCAUCCAGACAGGUUUGACUGGUAUCAGCUGCUGUGUGAAACUGGUCUGACUGGUCGCUGUUACUGGGAGGUCGAAUGGAGAGGAGUGGUUCAUAUAACAGUGAGUUACAGAGGAAUCAGAAGGAAAGGAGUCAGUGUUGAGUGUGUGUUUGGAUGUAAUGAUCAGUCCUGGAGCCUGUGGUGCUCUGAUGAUGGUUACUCUGUCAGACACAAUAAGAGUCAAACAUCCAUCUGGUCCUCCUCAGUCUCUCACAGAGUUUCAGUUUAUGUGGACGUUCCUGCUGGAACUCUGUCCUUCUACAGAGUCUCCUCUGACUCUCUGAUCCACCUCCACACCUUCAACACCACAUUCACUCAACCUCUUUAUCCUGGAUUCGGGUUCUGGUAUCCUGAUUCCUCAGUGUUUCUGUGCUGAGUUGAGUCUCCAGAGUCUCCUCCUGGUAGAGAAACAGUGUUGAACAGAUAGUUGAGUCUCUCCAUGACUCUGUCCCUCAGAAACAUGUUUUCACAUUCAUGGAUUAAAUGUGUUUCUUUGUGAAAUCCUUCUAAAUGGUUCCUUGUAAACUUGUUCCUCUUCAAAGAUGGAAGUUGUGAUUAUUCCAGGAGCCAAAUGUGGUGUUUGCGUCUUUUUCCAGUCAAAUGUUGAGAGUGAAAAUCAGGAUGUGGUGUUUCCUCUGAUGCUCACUUGAACUAAAAGCAUUUGAGCUGCACAAAGUGUGAAAUGAGAGAGGAAGCAGUGAAUCUACAAACUGCUGACAGACUUUCACACAUUAUUGUCCAGUGAAAAUCAGGUUUUUGUGCAGCCAGACUUGAUCCUGAUUUGAGUGUUUAAGUUCUUAAUGUUAGUAUUAAUACUGUUUACACUGUUUAUUCCACUAUUUAUCCCUUCCUGUAAAUUUAGAUGAAAUAUCUUAUUAGUUUAUCCACAGCUAUGUUUUUAUAUGCUUAUUGUGUUCGUUGCAUUCUGUCCAUGCUGUUUAUUCUGUAUAUAAUGCACUUUACUGCUGCUUUUGUUCUUCUGAUUUCAUGCUACACUACAAUUCAGUGUCUCACUGCUUGUACUCUGUGCAAUGAGAACAAAGUUGAAUCUGGUCCAUUGUAGUUUGUUGUUUAGUUCAGGCUGAAUCUUGGUCUUUGUUUUCAUGUUAGUUCAAUAACAGACACUCAGCUGAAUAAUGUUUCAGGACCGUGUGGCUACAACAGCUCUCUUCUGAUUGGACGAUCACACUGAACGCUGACUCUGACCAAUCAGGGAGCAGCCUUGUUGCUAUAUAAAGCUGCAGUUUGCUCAGCAGAAGCCACAUCAGUGAGAAGCUUUCACACUCAAACAUGUCUGGAUGUGGAAAAGGUAUCAGCAGUGGUAAAGUCAGAGCGAAGGCCAAGACUCGCUCCUGUUAGGAUUUUUAUCUCACAAAGGCUCUACUAACUGAACACUGAAAUUGAUAUUACAUAUGCAUGUUAUAAUAUUGAUAAUAAAACCAUUUAAUGUGCAAUGAAUCCAUGAGUUGUGCUUGACCUUUAAAAGGGAAGAGAUGGAGCUAAGCACUAACUCCAAAGCUCUGAUGGACACAGACAGGCCAGGCUGGAAAGUUACAGCCAUUUACAAAAAAAUGUCUCUUCUUCUGCACAUGCAUACACACUAACAAAGAUAGAGUUUUGGCUUUGAUACACAGCACAUUUCUAUUUCCUUAUAAUGUAACAAGUAAUUGCUCUGAAACUGCUAACUCAAGGUUGUCUGAGGGAGAAAAUCAUAAUAAUCCUGCCUGAGGGACACCUGCAUUCCUCCCUAUGAAAUACCACUAAUGACUGCAUCACAUAUCAGCUAACAAAGGAAUAAAUCUAGCUGGUCGAGAGCAGGAAGAAGUUUGCAGGAGGGUUCUUUUUACAGGGUGCAGCUCCUGGGGAUUGGAUGGAUCGUGUGCCAAGAGAUAUGGACAUAUCUGUGCACCAACUAAUGGGAGAGCUAAGUCUAUACCAUGGUUUAUCCUCACCUUUGGCCAAUCACAUUUCAAUAUUUGAAUUAUAUGUUUGUGUUCUACCACCAAUCACAUUUCACCAUACUGUAUAAAGUGUCCUGUUCAUAUCAAACCUCGUCUCUGUACAGCUUGCCAAAUUUACGUUUGCAAAUUUUCUCCAUGACAAACCCCACAAUAUCAACAAAACGUUCUGCACCGGCAAAGGCACCUGAGGACGCGCCCAAAAGGAAGAGAAAGAUGCUAAAUAUCGCAGAAAAAGUUAAACUUCUGGGCACCAAGCGAGGAUGAGGGACAAGGGGAAGAAGAGGGGACACGUGUUGAUAAAGAUGAGGAGGAUGGACUAACACUUGGUCGCUUGGCAACCAUGGUAAGAAUGGCCUCGGAACUUCAGCGUGUGGCGCAAGAAUGGGACCCUUUGAUGUGUCGUUCAUUACAGUUCUCAAAUAUAAUCGAAGGUGGUAUGUCUGUUUAUAAAAAUCUUCUUGUCCAGAAGAAAAAAGAGUGCCAACAAUUACCCAUAACUAUGUUAUUCUCUCGGAAAAAGACACCAGCACCACAGCCUUCAGCAGAAAAAGACGUUGCAGCGGAGCGGAGUGACGAAGCGGCAAAGUUAGAGGAACGGUGAAAUACGCGUGAGUCACAAUGUGUCCAACCUCGUACUGACUAUUAAAAAUAUUAUUUCACAGUAUUUCCAAAAACUAUCAUAGUUAUUUGUUGAAAACGUUUAUGCUUUUAUUUUUUUUAAAUGCUUGGGCCUGAAAACAGGUUUUGGUCGUUGGUUUCAUUGUAUACGUGGUUCAGUAUUGUAUAAUAACUGUAAAAAAUAAAGAUGACUACUUCACGGA